GAUAACGUUUCCCAUAGGAUCUGAUGAGCACAGUCGAUAGAGGAUAACAAAAAAUAAUUAAUUCAAUCGCGUUGUUUCUCUGUUCUUGUCCACACACUCCUUUACAAUCAGAAAAUUAUCACCUUCAAAUUCGAAAUCCAGAGUCACUGUGAAAUGAGACUUCCUUGUAAUGGCCUUUAUCAGAAGCAAUAUUUCCUCGGUAAUACCCACAUCUGCAAUUCUUCUCAUAUCUAAUGCCUCUCCCAGAUCCGCAGCUACCUACAAAACCUUAAAAUUCUCAAUACUGUAUAAAACCCCAAAGUUACGAGCUGCCGGGAAAGAGAGCUAUGAAAGCAAGGAGACCGAGGUUCGAAUCUCGCAAGAAUCGAACACCCUUUCCAAGCAGUCUGUAUUGCAGAAUGAGGACGAUUUUUUGAGAAAAGUGUCGGUGGCCAAAGAUGCUGAAGAAGUUCUGCAUAUUUUUGAGGAGAAAUUUGAGGGAAUUGGCGGCGGGGUUAUUAGCGGCGAGGACUGUGCGGCCAUCAUUAGUGCGGCGCUCGCGCGGAAUAAUGUGGAUUUGGCCUUCUCUAUAUUGCAGGCCAUGCGCUGCAAUUUGAUUCAGAAGACGCUGGAGAGAAAAUUAGGAGUUGGCAUGUUUUCUGUAGAAGGCAAUCUUAGAGAUUCUUCCACUCAGAGAUGGAGAUGGGCGCAGCCUGACGUGACUACUUAUACAACGCUAGUGCGAGGACUGGCUGCAUCUUUACGGGUUUCAGAUGCCAUUCAAACUAUUAAAGAUAUCUCCCGUAUUGGUGCUCCUCCAGGAAAUGAGGUACCUUUUGGAAAGGUUGUGAAGUGUCCAAACUGUAUGAUAGCCUUGGCUGUUGUACAACCACAGCAUGGAAUCCAGCUUGUAUCCUGUUCAAAGUGCCGUUACCAAUAUGAGCUUAUGUCCGGUGACAUUGUUAGUCUUGAGUCAGAAUCAAUCAGCACAAACAUUUCAGUGAUGGAAAAAGGGAUGAGAUUCCUCCAAAUUAUGAAGCGAACCCUUCCUGCUGCUGUUCAUUCAAUUAUGAUUCGUGCUCCAAACGGACUUGCUCGUACGCACAGGUUUGCAACAGAUUCUGCUGAUCUUCCUGUACAGGAAGGGGAAAGAGCAACGGUUGCAUUAGCAGCUCCAUCAAAUGUUGGAAGGAACAUGGGCCCUCUCAGAUUAAGUGCAAGGACUCCUGGAUGGAGACCUGGUGAGCCCAUGUCUAUAACAAAUCAUGUAACUGGACUGGAAUUCCGGCUUUUACCAGCUCCUCCCAAAUCUGGAAGUUCAGCUUCUUUUGAGGCCUCAUUUAUUAUUCCUGCAUUAGCUUUACUUGCUGGUGGAGAUGCUGCCACUGCAUUUAUUGAUCCUACAUUACCUAAACUCAUCUCAACUGUUGCUGUUUCGGCCACUGUUGUAGGUGCUGCUGUUAAUGCCUUAGUUUUACCACAAUUGAAUAAGCUUCCUCAGAGGAUGGUGGAUAUAGUCGCUCUCAGACAACAGCUUCUAUCACAAUAUGAUCUUAUGCAAUCCCGUCUUAAGGAACUAAUUCAAGAUGCAGAAGAAGAGGUGUGGAUGCUGGCCCGCAUGUGCCACUUAGAGAACAAAAUUGAAGUAGUUGGGGAAUCCUCUUACAGUGCUCGGAGGAGCAGGGUCAAGCAUGCUCAAGAAAGUUUGGAUGAGGCUCUUGUUGCAAAAUUGGAGCUUAUUGACAGCUAUGCAAAAGUUAGUUGUUUUGAAAGUUAUAUUUUUUUUUAUACGAUAGCUUCACUAAUCGAAAUCGAGGUGGAGAUGGACGUAGAUGUUUUUGCUGCAGAAACAGCAACUAAUACUGCAAGUAUAGCUGAACAAAUUGAGCGCCUUAUGGAACUAGAAGAUUUGGAGAAGCAAUGGCAAAUUCAGGCCGAGGCGAAUGAUGAAAUUGAAAGGCUUCUAAGAUCUGAACCAGUUUUACCUGAUUUUUGAAGCAUUAUUUAAUAUCAGGCCAGUGUCAUAGUUAUGAAUUUUUUUUUCACAUAGAUGGAUAUGUUGCGUCUUUAUGGAGCUUUCUUCAGGGGGAGGGGAAAAUAUUCAUCCUUUCUAUGAAUUUUGUUUCCAGGAGAGUUGAAUUAGGAACUUUUUUAUUCCCAUCUGGUUUCUGUAUUCUGCCUUGUCUUCAUAUGUUUGUACGGUAAUGUAUUUGUUUGUAAUAUAUUCAUAUGUUUGUAUCCUUGUUACAUAA
This is a messenger RNA of Cryptomeria japonica (Japanese cedar), 2231 nucleotides long. RefSeq lists its product as uncharacterized. Gene Ontology annotation, molecular function: protein binding. The transcript is spliced from 12 exons. Bases 170 to 1975 code for a protein of 601 amino acids. The record is from RefSeq and is a predicted model, not a curated record. Lineage: Eukaryota; Viridiplantae; Streptophyta; Pinopsida; Cupressales; Cupressaceae.